AUGAUAGGUGCUUUGGGGAGGAGGUGUCUGAGGGCGCCUGGCCGACUUCCUACGAGUGUCAGGCUGUCCAGGCUGUUAAGCACUGAUUUAAAUCAUGUCCCUGUGCAUUCCCGAGGAGAUGAAUCCGGACAUAUCCAAGCAGGUCCAAAUGAAUCCAUAGUCUAUGUUGACAACUUAUUUCCCCUCAAGCUGAAAUGGCUACGUCCAAUAUCUUUUGCCAGUUCAGAUUCUUCUGCCUCUAGUCUCAUUAAGAGGUGGAUAGACAGACCUGAAUUCGCUGUCGCGAAUCCCGAGUCAGUAAUCCAGAGAGCAUUACCACCUGAGUUGCGAACAGAAAUUACAGAGAUUAUUUCUCGCUUUGACGAGGGUGGAGCUUUUGUUAAAUUUACCCAUGAGCCUGGCGUUAGCGCCACUGAACUGGAGCGUCGACUGAAAGAGCACCUCAAGAACAACCCUAUCAGACCAUGGUUUAACCCGUUUGGAGCUACUCGGGCUGCGUUGGUGCGAGGUCGACCGUGGAUAGAGGACCUUUAUCGUAUACCUAGCUGGAGACUCAAAGUUGAAUUUCUUCCGACAUUUCCUGAAGCUUCUGCGGCAGAAUUGACCCAGGAAACACUUUAUUCGUUGGCUAGACGGUACGGAAAAUUAAGGGAUAUCGUGGUCCAACCGUCGAAUUCCCAGGUUUUGCCGCGCUACGCAUUCAUCGAUUUUCAAAAUCUUCGAUAUGCGAUAACAGCUAAGAAUUGUCUACACGGAUAUAAAGUCUCAGAGGCUGAAGGAGGAGGAAAGUCAGGAACUCUGCUUAAGAUCACCUAUGAAGGAAAGGUAAAAGGGAAGUGGAUACGGGAUUGGCUAUUCAACCACCCCAGGAUUGUAAUUCCCAUUUUUGCGGCCCUUUUAGCUACUAUUACAGUUAUCGUAUUCGACCCCAUUCGAACGUUUUGCAUUAAAAUUCGAAUAAAACGACCUCUCCAUCUGGAUGAAAAUAUGAUCUGGCAAUGGGUGCAACGGCAAGCUAGCAAGGCGACAGAUAUCAUUUCAUUUCGACGCCAGCAUGCAGAGUCUGGAGGACUCAAAGCAGUAUGGGAAGAUCGGAAAAGUGAUAUCGAACUCAUCAAAAGCUGGUUGCUCGAAGCUGCUAGUACCUUCAUUAUUAUUCAGGGACCACGUGGCACAGGAAAGAAGGAGCUCAUUUUGGAUGAAGUUUUAAAGGAUCGCAAAUACAAACUGGUCAUAGAUUGCAAGCCCAUUCAAGAUGCUAAUGGCGAUAGCGUUACUAUUAACGCUGCUGCCGCCGAAGUUGGCUAUCGACCUGUGUUUUCCUGGAUGAACAGUGUCAGCAGUGUGAUAGACGUGGCCAUACAAGGAACUACUGGUGCAAAAGCUGGUUUUUCGGAAACACUUGAUGCUCAACUCGGAAAGAUUUUGCAAAACACCACCAAUGCUUUGAAGCAAGUGGCCCUUGAAACAAGAAGACAGGACGACAAAGACGUCAAUCUGAACGACGAAGAGUAUCUCGAAGCUCAUCCUGAGUGCCGCCCAAUUGUUGUCAUCGAUAAUUUCUUACAUAAGAAAACCGAAAAGCCAAUGAUCUAUGAUAAAUUGGCCCACUGGGCUGCAACCGUAAUGGCAUCCAACGUUGCUCGUGUAAUAUUUUUAACUGCAGAUGUUUCAGCUUCCAAACCGCUGAGCGAAGCUCUUCCAAAUACUGUCUUCCAUCAAUUAUCAUUGCGAGACUGCUCUCAAGACGUUGCGAAGCGUUUCGUCCUUGAGCACAUUCGAGCAGACACCGAAGGAGAUAAAGAAGGCAGCGGUAAGAUAAUUAAACAUAUGGAACAGCUUGACGCUUCUAUCCAAGUAUUGGGCGGACGCCUCACGGACCUUGAAUUUCUGGCUCGCAUGAUUAAGGCUGGAGCAACGCCAAAAGAUGCUGUACAACGGAUCAUUGAUGAGUCUUCUGCUGAGAUAUUAAAAAUGUUUAUCCUUGACCUCCCAGCCAAGGGUAGUCACCCCUGGACCGCAGAACAAGCCUGGUAUCUCAUAACAAAACUGGGGGAGACUGGUACAGAAAAUCUGAGAUACAAUCAGAUUCUUCUUAACCCGCUGUUCAAGAGCGGUGGAGAGAGCGUGAUCCAAGCCCUGGAACAAGCUGAGCUUAUAUCCGUUACCAGCAUUAACGGCUCUCCAUCAACCAUCAAACCAGCAAGACCGGUGUUCCAUGCCGCUUUCAAACAACUUACCGAUAAUAAAUCACUGAGUAGUCGAUUUGGCAUGGCAAUACUCUCACAGCUGAUCGCAAUGGAGAACGAGAAUAUCGAGACCUAUGAGAAAGAGCUACAGGUGCUCGGGUCCCUCCCUAAGCAGACAAGCGAGACAGGACCGCGGAUCCGUUGGUUGCUGGGUAAGCUCAGCGGUUCUCAGACUAGGGUGGAGGAGUAUGAGAAAUCCUCUUCUUCACUGAAAAGAGUUCUUGAUGUGGAGCAUUAA
Paracoccidioides brasiliensis Pb18 is the source of this 2487-nucleotide messenger RNA. RefSeq lists its product as uncharacterized. Gene Ontology annotation, cellular component: mitochondrial inner membrane. Gene Ontology annotation, molecular function: RNA binding. Bases 1 to 2487 code for a protein of 828 amino acids. The record is from RefSeq and is a predicted model, not a curated record. The transcript has 3 exons.